Messenger RNA from Symphalangus syndactylus (siamang), 6353 nucleotides. RefSeq names its product protocadherin related 15 (gene PCDH15). Gene Ontology annotation, molecular function: calcium ion binding. Lineage: Eukaryota; Metazoa; Chordata; Mammalia; Primates; Hylobatidae. Gene Ontology annotation, cellular component: plasma membrane; stereocilium; cell-cell junction. The record is from RefSeq and is a predicted model, not a curated record. Gene Ontology annotation, biological process: homophilic cell-cell adhesion; inner ear development; sensory perception of sound.
GCUUAGAGUUAGUUGCUUGUGGUAACUAAGGAAGGUGGCAUACAUCUCAGAACGUGGAGAAUGAUGGUAUGCUUUCUGAGUUAACGUGUUGAACCGUUUUGCUUUUUUAAAUAUUUUCCUAGUAACAUUUUCUUGAUGAUAUGAGAGUGGAUAUCAAUGCCUCACAGAAACAAGAGGUGGAACAUGUGAAUGAAUCGUCUUGGAACUAGAUUAUGAGCACUGGUUCUUUUUAAAGGGAUGUACAAGAGGCAGCCUUGGCAAGAAAACUUGCUGCAUAAUCUUACAUGGACUAAAGAUGAAACUGUAAACCUCAAAUCAGCUUUGAGUGACCUUUGACAGAAGAUGUUUCGACAGUUUUAUCUCCGGACAUGUUUAGCUUCAGGAAUCAUCCUGGGCUCUCUCUUUGAAAUCUGCUUGGGCCAGUAUGAUGAUGAUUGCAAACUAGCUAGGGGAGGACCACCAGCUACCAUACUUGCUAUUGAUGAAGAGAGUCGGAAUGGUACAAUUCUGGUGGACAACAUGCUGAUCAAAGGGACUGCUGGAGGACCAGACCCCACCAUAGAACUUUCUUUAAAGGAUAAUGUGGAUUACUGGGUGUUGAUGGAUCCUGUUAAGCAAAUGCUUUUCCUGAACAGCACCGGGAGAGUUCUGGAUAGAGAUCCACCGAUGAACAUACACUCCAUUGUGGUGCAGGUCCAGUGCAUCAACAAAAAAGUGGGCACUAUUAUCUACCAUGAAGUGCGAAUAGUGGUGAGAGACAGGAAUGACAACUCACCCACUUUCAAACAUGAAAGCUACUAUGCCACAGUGAAUGAGCUCACUCCAGUUGGUACCACAAUAUUCACAGGAUUUUCAGGAGACAAUGGAGCUACAGAUAUAGAUGAUGGACCAAAUGGACAGAUAGAGUAUGUUAUUCAGUAUAAUCCAGAUGAUCCGACAUCCAAUGACACCUUUGAAAUUCCCCUAAUGUUGACUGGAAAUAUAGUGUUAAGGAAGAGGCUCAACUAUGAAGAUAAGACUCGCUACUUUGUCAUAAUCCAAGCUAAUGACCGUGCCCAAAAUCUGAAUGAGAGGCGAACCACCACCACCACUCUCACAGUGGAUGUUCUGGACGGAGAUGAUUUGGGUCCAAUGUUUCUUCCUUGUGUCCUUGUGCCAAACACUCGUGAUUGCCGUCCACUCAUUUAUCAAGCUGCCAUACCUGAGUUGAGAACUCCGGAAGAACUGAACCCCAUUAUUGUUACGCCACCAAUCCAAGCCAUUGAUCAGGACCGGAAUAUUCAACCGCCAUCAGAUAGGCCAGGAAUCCUCUAUUCCAUCCUUGUUGGGACUCCUGAAGAUUACCCACGAUUUUUCCAUAUGCAUCCUAGGACAGCAGAACUUAGUCUCCUGGAGCCAGUAAACAGAGACUUUCACCAGAAAUUUGAUUUGGUUAUUAAGGCUGAACAAGACAAUGGUCAUCCUCUUCCUGCCUUUGCCAGUCUACACAUUGAAAUACUGGAUGAAAACAAUCAAAGCCCGUAUUUCACAAUGCCCAGUUAUCAAGGCUAUAUCCUGGAAUCUGCCCCAGUGGGAGCAACCAUUUCGGACAGUCUCAAUUUGACCUCACCUUUAAGAAUAGUAGCUCUGGACAAGGACAUAGAAGAUACAAAAGACCCAGAGCUUCAUCUUUUUCUGAAUGACUACACCUCAGUCUUCACCGUCACACAGACUGGUAUUACUCGCUACCUCACCUUACUUCAACCAGUGGACAGGGAAGAACAGCAAACUUACACCUUUUCGAUAACAGCAUUUGAUGGUGUACAAGAAAGUGAGCCAGUCAUCGUCAAUAUUCAAGUGAUGGAUGCAAAUGAUAACACGCCAACCUUCCCUGAAAUAUCCUAUGAUGUGUAUGUUUAUACAGACAUGAGACCUGGGGACAGUGUCAUACAGCUCACUGCAGUCGACGCAGACGAAGGGUCAAAUGGGGAGAUCACAUAUGAAAUCCUUGUUGGGGCUCAGGGAGACUUCAUCAUCAAUAAAACAACAGGGCUUAUCACCAUCGCUCCGGGGGUGGAAAUGAUAGUCGGGCGGACUUACGCACUCACGGUCCAAGCAGCGGAUAAUGCUCCUCCUGCAGAGCGAAGGCACUCCAUCUGCACUGUGUACAUUGAAGUGCUUCCACCAAAUAAUCAAAGCCCUCCUCGCUUCCCACAGCUGAUGUAUAGCCUUGAAAUUAGUGAAGCCAUGAGGGUUGGUGCUGUUUUAUUAAAUCUACAGGCAACUGAUCGAGAGGGAGACUCAAUAACAUAUGCCAUUGAGAAUGGAGAUCCUCAGAGAGUUUUUAAUCUUUCAGAAACCACGGGGAUUCUAACCUUAGGGAAAGCACUGGACAGGGAAAGCACUGAUCGCUACAUUCUGAUCAUCACAGCUUCAGAUGGCAGGCCAGAUGGGACCUCAACUGCCACAGUAAACAUAGUGGUGACAGAUGUCAAUGACAAUGCUCCAGUGUUUGAUCCUUAUCUGCCAAGAAAUUUAUCUGUGGUGGAGGAAGAAGCCAAUGCCUUUGUGGGUCAAGUAAAAGCAACAGACCCUGAUGCUGGAAUAAAUGGUCAAGUGCACUACAGUUUGGGUAACUUUAAUAAUCUUUUUCGUAUCACAUCCAAUGGGAGCAUUUACACAGCAGUGAAACUUAACAGAGAAGUCAGGGACUACUAUGAACUUGUUGUUGUGGCAACAGAUGGAGCAGUACACCCUCGUCAUUCAACUCUAACCCUGGCCAUCAAGGUUUUGGACAUUGAUGAUAACAGUCCUGUGUUCACUAAUUCAACAUACACUGUCCUUGUUGAAGAGAAUCUGCCAGCUGGGACCACCAUCCUUCAAAUAGAGGCCAAAGAUAUCGACCUUGGAGCAAAUGUGUCUUACCGGAUAAGAAGCCCAGAAGUGAAGCACUUUUUUGCACUACAUCCAUUUACAGGAGAACUAUCCCUUUUAAGGAGUUUAGAUUAUGAGGCAUUUCCAGACCAAGAAGCAAGUAUCACUUUUCUGGUAGAGGCCUUUGAUAUUUAUGGAACAAUGCCACCUGGUAUUGCUACUGUCACAGUGAUUGUAAAGGAUAUGAAUGAUUAUCCUCCUGUCUUUAGUAAACGAAUAUACAAAGGGAUGGUGGCUCCAGAUGCAGUCAAGGGUACACCUAUCACAACAGUUUAUGCUGAAGAUGCAGACCCUCCUGGAUUACCUGCAAGUCGUGUGAGGUAUAGAGUAGAUGAUGUCCAGUUUCCUUACCCUGCCAGUAUUUUUGAUGUGGAAGAAGAUUCUGGAAGAGUAAUAACACAAGUCAAUCUUAAUGAAGAACCUACAACAAUUUUUAAGUUGGUGGUGGUUGCUUUUGAUGAUGGGGAGCCUGUGAUGUCCAGCAGUGCCACAGUGAAGAUUCUUGUCUUACAUCCUGGUGAGAUCCCACGCUUCACACAGGAGGAAUAUAGACCUCCUCCAGUAAGUGAACUUGCCACCAAAGGGACCAUGGUUGGUGUAAUUUCUGCUGCUGCCAUUAAUCAAAGUAUUGUGUACUCCAUUGUUUCAGGAAAUGAAGAAGAUACAUUUGGAAUUAAUAACAUCACAGGUAUUAUCUAUGUGAAUGGACCUCUGGAUUAUGAGACCAGGACAAGCUAUGUACUUCGAGUCCAAGCUGAUUCCCUGGAAGUGGUCCUUGCCAAUCUCCGAGUUCCUUCAAAAAGCAAUACAGCUAAAGUAUACAUUGAGAUUCAGGAUGAAAAUAAUCAUCCCCCAGUGUUUCAGAAAAAAUUUUACAUCGGAGGUGUAUCUGAAGAUGCAAGAAUGUUUACUUCUGUACUCAGAGUGAAGGCUACUGAUAAAGAUACUGGCAAUUAUAGUGUCAUGGCCUACAGACUCAUAAUACCACCAAUUAAAGAGGGAAAAGAAGGAUUUGUAGUGGAAACAUAUACAGGGCUUAUCAAAACUGCUAUGCUCUUCCAUAAUAUGAGGAGAUCCUACUUCAAGUUUCAAGUUAUUGCAACUGAUGACUAUGGGAAGGGACUGAGUGGCAAAGCCGAUGUACUCGUCUCUGUGGUCAAUCAGCUGGACAUGCAAGUCAUUGUUUCCAAUGUGCCUCCUACUCUAGUGGAAAAAAAGAUAGAAGAUCUUACAGAGAUCUUGGAUCGCUAUGUUCAGGAACAAAUUCCUGGUGCCAAGGUCGUAGUGGAGUCCAUUGGAGCUCGCCGGCAUGGAGAUGCCUUUUCCCUGGAAGAUUACACCAAAUGUGACUUGACUGUCUAUGCAAUUGACCCCCAAACCAACAGAGCCAUCGACAGAAAUGAGCUUUUUAAAUUUUUGGAUGGCAAACUACUUGAUAUCAAUAAAGACUUUCAGCCGUAUUAUGGGGAAGGCGGACGCAUUCUGGAGAUCCGGACUCCAGAGGCAGUGACCAGCAUUAAAAAGAGAGGAGAAAGUCUAGGAUACACAGAAGGGGCCUUGUUGGCUCUGGCCUUCAUCAUCAUCCUCUGCUGCAUUCCUGCCAUCUUGGUGGUUUUGGUCAGCUACAGACAGUUUAAAGUACGUCAAGCUGAGUGCACAAAGACUGCACGAAUUCAGGCCGCAUUACCCGCGGCUAAACCAGCAGCGCCGGCCCCUGCACCAGUGGCAGCGCCCCCGCCGCCGCCGCCUCCGCCAGGUGCGCACCUCUAUGAAGAACUUGGAGACAGCUCAAUGCAUAAGAAUUAUCCAUGGAGUCUGGAAUUGAUCCUGGCCAGGAAUAUGGACAAGAUUAUUACAGUUAUGAGCAUGGGUAUGAAAUGCCUCAAUAUGGGAGUCGCCGUCGAUUGUUACCACCAGCUGGACAGGAGGAAUAUGGUGAGGUGGUUGGUGAAGCUGAGGAAGAAUAUGAGGAGGAAGAGGAAGAGCCAAAGAAAAUUAAAAAACCAAAAGUUGAAAUUAGAGAGCCUAGUGAGGAGGAAGAAGUAGUUGUAACUAUCGAAAAACCACCAGCAGCUGAGCCUACAUACGCAACAUGGAAGAGAGCCAGGAUAUUCCCAAUGAUUUUUAAGAAAGUUAGAGGAUUAGCUGAUAAAAGAGGAAUCGUUGACCUUGAGGGUGAAGAGUGGCAGAGACGCCUUGAGGAAGAAGAUAAAGAUUAUUUGAAACUCACGCUGGACCAAGAGGAAGCAACAGAAAGCACUGUAGAAUCAGAGGAGGAAUCCUCCAGUGACUAUACUGAAUACAGUGAAGAAGAGUCUGAGUUCAGUGAGUCUGAGACUACAGAAGAGGAAUCUGAGUCAGAGACACCCUCUGAGGAGGAGGAGAGUUCUACCCCGGAAUCAGAAGAAUCCGAAUCCACAGAGUCAGAAGGAGAAAAAGCAAGGAAAAACAUUGUGCUUGCAAGAAGGCGGCCCAUUGUUGAGGAGGUCAAGGAAGUCAAGCGUAGGAAAGAGGAGCCACAAGAAGAACAAAAAGAACCUAAGGUGGAAGAAGAAGAAUACUCAGAAGAAGAAGAAAGUGGACCAGCCCCGGUGGAAGAAAGUACAGACCUUGAAGCUCAAGAUAUCCCUGAAGAGGGCAGUGCAGAAUCAGCUUCGGUGGAAGGAGGUGUGGAAAGUGAGGAGGAAUCAGAAUCGGGUAGUAGUAGCAGUAGUAGCGAAAGUCAGUCUGGGGGUCCAUGGGGCUAUCAAGUACCAGCGUACGACAGAAGCAAGAAUGCAAACCAAAAGAAGUCGCCAGGAGCAAACUCCGAAGGUUACAACACAGCACUUUAAAAGAGAUCACAGUAGGUGGGAGUUUUGCUGUGAUGAGUGCUCUCGUGUGCAGUGCCUUCUGUGUGUUCUCCCAAGUGACACUUGAAAGGGAGCAAAUCGAUCAUGAUUUUGAUAUGACUUAUGAUCAGAAGCAUGCCAGAAAAGUGAAUAUAUAUGUUGUCCAAAUCAAUUUGUAUAUUAGACUGUAUUAGAGUAAAACUGACUAAUCCUUCCUAUAUUAGUAAAUCAGAACACAUGCAAUCAUCUAAUCAAUAUUUAUUAUUUACUGGUAGGAUUUUUGUUAAUGCAAUGUGGCAUUAUGUAUUAUCAGUGACACUCUAUUGGAAUGGAUGGCAUAUAUAUAUAUAUAAAUAUAUAUAUACACACACAAUAUGUAUGUUUUUAUAUCAUCUUUCAAAAUAAAUACUAAGACAAGCUUCAACAAAUUAUAUCUUUAACAGUCUACUUUUGCAUAUAUGUACAUUUCAACUGGCAAAGGUAUUAUAAAAAUUAUCAACAUGUUCAAAUAAGUUUGUAUCUGCAACUUCAAAUAUUAGGAAUUCAGUGAAAUAACAUUUUUCAAUUAAAAGUUAUUACAGCUUAUUUUCUGUUAUUAUGAGCUACAGU